This is a messenger RNA of Cygnus olor (mute swan), 6624 nucleotides long. RefSeq names its product xylosyltransferase 1 (gene XYLT1). Gene Ontology annotation, molecular function: protein xylosyltransferase activity. The transcript has 11 exons. The record is from RefSeq and is a predicted model, not a curated record. NCBI's taxonomy places the organism in Eukaryota, Metazoa, Chordata, Aves, Anseriformes, Anatidae. Gene Ontology annotation, biological process: chondroitin sulfate proteoglycan biosynthetic process; heparan sulfate proteoglycan biosynthetic process. Bases 191 to 2611 code for a protein of 806 amino acids. Gene Ontology annotation, cellular component: membrane.
CGGGCCGCCCCGGCUCCCCCCCCCCCACUUUUCUCCCCGAGCCCUGCCGCCUCCCGUGGUGCACACCUCCGCCUUCCUCCCCCUUCCUCCUCCUUCCUCCUCCUCCCGCUGCUGACGUGUGGCGCUGCCCGGCUGAAAACUCGGCGCCGCGGCGGAUGCGGCGGCUCUCGGCAGCGCGGCGGCGGCGAAGAUGGUGGCGGCUCCGUGCGCCCGCCGGCUGGCGCGGCGCUCCCGCUCGGCGCUGGUGGCGGCGCUCACCGUGCUGCUGCUGCAGACCCUCCUCGUCUGGAAUUUCACCUCCCUCGACGCCGGCGAGGAGCAGCAGCGCGGAGGGGCCGGUCGAGAGAAGAGAGACCGCGGCGGUGCUGCCGGCGGGGAGAACCGGGAGCACCCGCAGCGCCGCGGAGCCGGCGCCCUGCACGGCAAGGCCAUGGAUGGCUAUUUUUCCCACCGACCGAAAGAGAAAACACGAACGGACAGCAAUAAUGAAAAUUCAGUCCCCAAGGACUUUGAAAACAUUGAUAACAGUAACUUUGCUCCCAGGACUCAGAGACAAAAACACCAGUCAGAGCUGGUGAAAAAACCCCUAAGCAAGCAAAAGGAGCAUCUGAGAAAGAAACUGGAAGAGGAGAAAGUGAAGGAGAACUCACUGCUGGAAAAGAGCUCCAAUGAGGUGGUGCAAUUGGGCGAUCAGCCUGGGAAAAAUAACAGCAGCAACAGCAACCUGAAGGACAUGCAGAGGCCUCCCAGGCAGCAUCAUCUCACAAAAAGCGGAAACAGCUCCCCUGAAGUGCGAUACGACCAGCCGCCAAAGUGCGAGGUAACGGGCAAAGAGGCAAUCUCAGCCAUGUCCCGGGCUAAGUCGAAGCAGUGCCGACAGGAGAUCGCAGAGGUAUACUGCCAGCACAAGCACGGGAAGCUGAUGCCGGAGAAGGUGACACGUUUCUGUGCGCUGGAGGGAAAAGCCAACAACAAUGUGCAGUGGGAUGAGGACUCCGUAGAGUACAUGCCAGCCAACCCAGUCAGGAUCGCAUUUGUCUUGGUUGUUCAUGGCAGAGCUUCUCGGCAGCUCCAACGCAUGUUUAAGGCUAUUUACCAUAAAGACCAUUUUUAUUACAUUCAUGUUGACAAGCGAUCCAAUUACUUACACCGACAAGUGCUCCAGUUUGCUAACCAGUACCCAAAUGUGAGAGUCACUUCUUGGAGAAUGGCAACUAUCUGGGGAGGAGCAAGCCUUCUGUCUACCUACCUGCAGAGCAUGAGGGACUUAAUGGAGAUGAAUGACUGGCCAUGGGAUUUCUUCAUUAACCUCAGCGCUGCCGACUACCCAAUCAGGACAAAUGACCAGCUAGUAGCAUUCCUGUCUAGAUACCGUAAUAUGAACUUCUUGAAGUCACACGGCAGGGACAAUGCAAGAUUUAUUCGAAAACAGGGACUGGAUCGGCUUUUCCUGGAGUGCGAUACGCACAUGUGGCGCCUGGGGGACCGGAAGAUCCCAGAGGGAAUUGCUGUCGAUGGAGGGUCGGACUGGUUUCUUCUCAACAGAAAGUUUGUGGAGUAUGUGACUUUUUCCAACGAUGAUCUUGUAACAAAGAUGAAGAGGUUUUAUUCUUACACAUUGCUGCCUGCUGAGUCCUUCUUUCACACUGUUCUGGAAAAUAGCCCAUACUGUGACUCCAUGGUGGACAACAAUCUGCGCAUCACAAACUGGAAUCGUAAACUUGGCUGCAAGUGUCAGUACAAGCACAUCGUUGACUGGUGUGGCUGUUCACCUAAUGACUUCAAACCAGCAGACUUCCACAGAUUCCAGCAGACUGCCAGGCCGACUUUCUUUGCCCGCAAAUUUGAAGCUGUGGUCAAUCAGGAGAUAAUUGGCCAGCUGGAUUAUUACCUGUAUGGCAACUACCCGUCUGGCACCCCCGGCCUCCGGGCAUACUGGGAGAACGUGUACGACGAGCCUGAUGGCGUGCACACCCUCAGCGACGUUGCGCUCACCAUGUACCAUGCAUUCUCCCGCCUGGGCCUGCGGAGAGCCGAGACUUCAUUUCACACUACUGGAGACAACAGCUGCCGAUACUAUCCCAUGGGCCACCCAGUUUCCGUCCACCUUUACUUCCUUGCUGACCGUUUCCAAGGUUUCCUAAUUAAACACCAUGCCACCAACCUGGCUGUCAGCAAACUAGAGACUUUGGAAACGUGGGUAAUGCCAAAGAAAGUCUUUAAGAUCGCAAGUCCACCCAGUGAUUUUGGAAGGUUACAGUUCUCAGAGAUCGGCACCGAGUGGGACGCCAAGGAAAGGCUUUUCCGGAACUUUGGAGGACUGCUUGGGCCAACAGAUGAGCCAGUUGGCAUGCAGAAAUGGGGGAAAGGCCCCAACGUCACCGUUACUGUCAUUUGGGUGGAUCCAGUCAAUGUAAUAGCAGCAACGUAUGAUAUUCUUAUUGAAUCCAGUGCAGAAUAUACUCACUACAAACCACCUUUGAAUUUGCCCCUGCGACCUGGUGUCUGGACAAUAAAAAUUCUGCACCACUGGGUACAGGUAGCUGAAACCAAAUUCCUCGUUACUCCUCUCACCUUCUCAAAUCGGCAGCCUAUCAAACAAGGAGCCUGAUUCUACACAUUUCUCACCAGAACAGCUAACUUACUGAUUUCUUCUUCUUACAUUUGGUGGCAUCAUUUCUUAAGCAGAAACUAAACCAUGGACAACCUGCUGCUGUUAUUAGGUAAUAGAUAGUGAUACAUUUUGAAGGAACACCAUGUGUAGAAGAAAUACAUUUUUUAAGUUUGAGGCAACCUACUUCUAAGCACAGCUGUUACUGACUUGUCUCCCGUAAAUAAUGAAUUCCAUGCUCCUUGCUAAUUUAACAGUUAAGGCAUAAAUUGGAUUGAAAAUGUGGCACGCAGCCAGCAACCUUGCUGCUUUUUGAUAUAAUGGGAGAAUGCAGUGGAAAGUCAAGUGUGUCUCAGACUUCAACCGGGAGUCCAUACUUUAUGGUGUAAAGCUAAAAGUGUCUUUGGUCCAAACUCUAAAUCUCAAAUAAUUCCACUGAUACUAUGGAGCCACUCCAUAUUGCCACAUAUAACAAAGAAAAAGUUGGCACAUUGGUUGACCAGGAGAAGAUCUGGCUCAUAUUUGUUGUUAAAGAGCCCUAUUCAUUCACAUGGCAAUGAGAAUCUGCUGUAGGAAUGAAAUACAAAGUUUGGGAACAAUAUUAUCUAGGAAAAAACCCUCAGGAGUGAUUUGCUACUGAUGCUGGGAUGCAUAAUCUCCAUGUGUCUGAGGCAUGGAGGUAAAGGAGAAAAUUAAUUACAGGGCAGAUAGUGACACUCCAUUCCAGUUAGAAUUAUAUUUACAAUGCAAAUUUUUGGGUGUUUUGUUUGUUUGUUUCAAGGCUUUCUGUCUGACUGACACUAUUGUGCUCUGUGCUGGCAAUUGUCAUUUAGCUUUGAUUUCCAGCUUUUGUCAGUUUGUCACCACUUUAUUACUUAAAUAUAUUUUUCUCUGCCAAAUAAAGGCAUUGUGAGAGUAUGACAGAAGAAUUAGAACUUCUAAAAGAAUAAUUUCUGUUACUGUUGUAGACAAUGUGAAAGCUGCCAAAAUCUCCUAAAAUGAAGGAAUAGUAUUAUUGUCUUGUCCUAACACUGAAAAUAAAACACGCAUCAGACUUAGCUGGGAGCUGUAAGCAGAAGAGAGGAGUAUGCUUUUUUAGGGAUUGUUUGGAAUGCUGUUCUUCCCACCAUCUUCUUCUUUCACCCUCAAUUAAUAAUAAUAAUUAAAAAAAAAAAAGCUGUAUAACUCUUGUUAGAAAGGUCUCCCUUACAGAUAACUUGUUACUCCAGCAACUUUUUUCAUACCACUUUGCUUCAUUUGCUUCACAGUGAAUAGGCCCACUCUGUCUCAUAUACACCAGACAUAGAAACUGGAGUCCACAUAGUUACAUACAUAAAAAUAUGUGUUUUGUGCAUAAUGUGUCAUUCUAAAAAAUGUUUGCACAAAUCUGAUAGCAGCCACUAAACUCUUGUAUCCUGAGAGCAAGAACACAACAACUAUCACUGUAUUUCCUAAAUCACUGCAUAUCUACACGAUUUCAGCACAGAGCACAAGGUAAAGUUGCUUGUAAUUUCUCAGCAUCACGAAGGGAGCAACUUUCUCCUCUGUUAAGUAAACUGAAACGUGUUCAUUGCUGUAUCAUGACUCUUAAAAUUCAUGAUUACAAUUCAAAAUAAAAAAAUUAAUUCUGGGACAGCUACCAGCAAAGACACUUCAUUUAGCAGUUUAUAAAAACAGCAUAUGUAGCUAGUUUAUUCAUUUUCUAUUCCCAUUUAUUUAUUAAUUUUGGCCUAGAGUCUGUGCAUGCAAGUAAAACCAAGAAGGGAAAUCAGGGACAUUUUUUUUCUGUGAUAUUAUGUCCAGAUGUGCAUAACCGACAGAAUGUGAAUUGUUUAAAAACAGGGACUCAUUGCCCUUUACAAAAACUGGAUCUAUAAAAGAUCAGAGAUCAGUUCUUAUACAGCGUUUUUGAGUACACUUGGAGGUUUGAGAUGUCUCCACAGUAAGUGAGGCUCCCAAAGCUAUUUCAGUGGGAGGUUGGGAGUCCAAUGUUAUUUAUUCUUUCUUGCUCCUCUUUCUCUACCAGGCAUCCAAAUCUGGGCCUGUUUUCUCUGAGUUCUGUCAGGGAUCAGUUUUGCCUUUCAGCAGAUCCUUCUGGCUCAAGAGUGCCUUCAAGUGUUUGCUUGGUUGGAGUUAAUGGAGAAAGAAGGGAAAAAAGACGGGGUCCAGGGGGUGGAACACAUGAAAUAUGUGAAUUUGCCAGGUAACUCAUUUGGAGAAAUCAGGUUUGGCUUCAUUUGGUCCACCAGUGUCUCCUUCCCCCUACAUCCCUCACAGCCAGAUUCUCUUCUCUUCUUCUAACUGGCGAUUUCGGAGUUUCUCACCAUAUGGCCGAGUGUGUUAAAGCCAAGAACCCCAUGCUCACUGUAAGGACAUGGGAGAGCUGCCAAGGACCAUCAGGGUGCCCCAGGACUGCAUCGUGCCAAGACAGAAAGGGAGUGUAACAUGGAGGAGACAGAACAGGGAGAAGAUGACUAGAAGAUCACUAGCAGUGACCAUACACAGAACGGGGCUUUCUUACUGUCUGUUUUCAGCAGCAUGAGUUCAGAGACUCGAGACUUGAUGUCCAGGUCCCCUGCACAGGGACCGGAGAGGCAGAGGCAAACCACAGGCAUAAUCCAGGCCAUUUAACCAGCAGUUCUCAGACUCAUCCAAGCUACCAAGUAUAUUUCAAUUCCCGUGAAAACACAGCAAAUUCAGUAGAGGCUAGAUCUGCAUUUUCAUCAUCCCCCUUUCCCACCCGUUGGUGCUGUGCAAAGUCUGUGCGAAGCGCUCGUGCCAGGUGUGAUCACACACAGCUCCCAGGAGCACGGAGAGGUGCAGGGAAAAAGCCAAAGCAAUUUCAUUUUCACAUUUGAGUUUAUAUUCACGGCAAAGUUUCCGCAGUGAUCUCCCAGCUGGAGUGAUGCUAAUGAGUUGUCAUGCAUUUAAUGUAUAGUACCCGUUUCAUUAAACCUAAAUAGGUUACUGUGAGCCAGUGGGCAGAUUCACUUCUGGGGCAGAUAAAGCCCCAAACCUCAAGCCAAUACCAAACGCUGGAUUGAAAAUAAAUAAUUAAAUGAAUUAAAAACUUCCUUCAAGUAAAGAAGGCAGAGACAGAGAGCAUCCUUUUCUUCCUCCUUCAGAGAAACCUUUCGUGUUCGGUUCCUACCACGUUCACGUGCCCCUGACGUGGGGCUUCUGCUCCCUGCUGCCCCACCACAGGGCAGGGAGCCCCGAACCCCAGCUCCUGGUCCAGUGCCCUCCAGCUACAGCUUCCUCUUUCAAAGGCUUGACGGCAUCCUGUGAUGCACACGCAUCUCAAAAGCCUUUUAACCUAAUCCAUAUUUAUGGAUCAUCUUAAUUAAGUAUAUACUGGGAAACCUUUGUUUUGCUGUUGGUUAUUUGCAGUGGCUCAAUCAAUUCUAAUUGCAUCUAUACAGAUUAUAAAGUGGGUGGCAACUUGUGUCAGAACUGCUGUGAUUUCUUUAAAUUAACCAGCUGUAACAUGACAUGUUCUUGAUAAAUGUAGUAAUAGCAGCAGGCAGGCACAUGGCUGCAGAAGAGUAGACAUGCCCUGGAAUCGUCAUUUCAAGAAAAACCCCGAAGACAAGGAUUUGCUUCGAAAUUUAGUUCAGAUCCAGUUGACAAGGAGUCGAUUAGCUUCACAAUGAGCAAAUGCAGCACUGUCUUGUUUGCUGCAAGAGAAAACAAACCAAAUGUCAAUAAAAAAAUUACCUCUUUGCCAGAGGGUUUCAACAUGAUUCAAGUAAAGAAAUAAAGCUGUAUGUUCUGUGUUGCUUUAAAAAAAGCACAGGUCUAGCGCCUUAAUGUGUGUACCAAGGUAAUCACAUUUUUCAUUCCUUGGCCCACUCUCUGUCUAAACUCAUUUGCUUUUUCUGCAAAAUGAAGAACAAACCCACACAAAAAUGCUGAAAUCUCAGCCUGUGCAGCUGACUACAGGCUGUGUGUUCGGUCCAAAGAAGUUAUACUAAGAAAUGUCAGUUGAGAAAUGAAAUACCCUCCCAGAGUGA